AUGCAUCGAGGAAGAAUUCUUCGUCAGAAUGAAGAGCCUGAACAUGAUACUAACUUGUGGAAUACAUCUGUUAUAAAGAUACAAAGGCUAUCAAUAUUAACAGAAAUUCAUAUAUAUAAUACAGGAAAAAUAGAUGAUACCAAUGAACAAGAUCGUUAUGAUAAUAAAAAUCUUAGUAAUAUGUCUGUUGAAGAAUCUUUAAAAGAUACUAGUUCAUCAUCUAUGCUUAAAGAAUUUACAAUACAGUUGGCCGUAAGUG
This is a messenger RNA of Scutellospora calospora, 259 nucleotides long. NCBI's taxonomy places the organism in Eukaryota, Fungi, Glomeromycota, Glomeromycetes, Diversisporales, Gigasporaceae. The record is from the annotation of a GenBank genome assembly.